Molecule: messenger RNA, 2391 nt
Organism: Leguminivora glycinivorella
Lineage: Eukaryota; Metazoa; Arthropoda; Insecta; Lepidoptera; Tortricidae
Gene: mtDNA-helicase
Product: mitochondrial DNA helicase
Exons: 9
Coding region: 24-2048 (674 amino acids)
Biological process (GO): mitochondrial DNA replication
Cellular component (GO): mitochondrion
Molecular function (GO): ATP hydrolysis activity; ATP binding; single-stranded DNA binding
Source: RefSeq, a predicted model, not a curated record
AAGUUUGGUUAGGUUAUGUUUUCAUGUUUCGGUCAUUCGACACACGAAGACGAAGUAAACUUGGAGCAAAAAUGUUGAAUACUCGUAGGAUAAUAAAUUACUGCUAUUCAAAAUCAAUAUUAAAUGCAAUUAAUAGUUCUCACGGAAAACGUAAAUUUCAUAGUGUCGAGUUAAAUGAUAUUCCCAAGAUAACAGUAACAGAUAUUAGGAAGUUAUUGAGGCAAAAAGGGUUUUCCGUACAAGAUGGCUUUACGUCUCUUACAACUAAAUGCACAAUAUGUGCUGGGCAGAAUACGUGUGCCGAGAAUAAAGUAUACAUUAACAAAACAACAGGAUAUUUUGUAUGCCCCGCGUGCAACGUGCACGGCAGCUGGAGUGUGCUAGAGAAGCACGUGCGAAAGUCCAAGACGGACUCGGCCACGCGCGAGCACAUCGAGCGGUGCCUGCAACAGAACGCUCGCUUCCAGGAGGAGUGGCUACAACUUGUUAGUAAAACAACCACUUUAGCCGACCUCACUCUACCACAAUUAGAUGAGUUAUCCAACUUGUUUGAAUUUACUACAUCUCUCACCAACUGUAAUGCUGGCAAGGUCUUGUCAGAUGUGAGAGUCUCCGAAGACCAAACCACGCUUUACUUCCCUUUGAAAAAUUCUAUGGACACUGUUGUGGGUUACCGUAAAAUGCAGGCGGGUAAAGAGGAGGAAGCAGAAAUACAUGGCUUAACUUCUGCUGGUCUGUUCUGGUGCAGACCUACUAAAGUGAGCCGCAGUGAGCAAGCAGUAAUAGUCACUAGUAUUAAUGACAUCUUGCAAUUAUGUGCUCAUAAGGUGCCAGGCACACACAUAUGGUUGAACAGCAGUAGCCUGCCACCCACAUUGCUUCCGGCCCUGGAAAGUUACCAAAGGCUGUGUCUUUGGGGAGAUUGGGAGAAUAUGCGAGACAUUGCCAACAAGUUAGGUGAAGACAGGUGCCGUUUUGUAAGGCCGACGGACGGGCUGGUGACGGCGUCGGAAGCGGCGCAGGCGCAGCUGUCCCUGCGCGCGCUGGUGGCCGGCGCCAAGCCCGCCGCGCACCGCGCCAUCACCACCUUCGCUGCGCUCCGCGACGAUGUCUAUGCCGAACUCUCCAACAUCGACAAGGUGCGCGGCGUGAAGUGGCGGCGGUUCCCCGCGCUGACGCGGCUGCUGGGCGGGCACCGGCGCGGCGAGCUCACCGUGCUCACCGGCCCCACGGGCUGCGGCAAGACCACGCUCUGCGCCGAGAUGUCGCUCGACCUAGCGCAGCAGGGGGUGACAACAUUGUGGGGCAGCUUCGAGAUCCGCAACUCGCGGCUGGCGCGCACGAUGCUGCAGCAGUUCGCGGGCGUGCCGCUCGAGCACCACCUCGACCGCUUCGCCGCCUUCGCCGACGACUUCCAGAAGCUGCCCAUCUACUACCUCGCCUUCCACGGCCAGCAGCCCAUCAAAGUUGUUAUGGAGGCGGUGGAGCACGCGCGCUACAUGCACGACAUCAGCCACGUGGUGGUGGACAACGUGCAGUUCAUGCUGGGGCUGGGCGAGGCGGAGGGCGACCGCUACGCGCGCCAGGACGCCGUCGUGGCAGCCUUCCGCACCUUCGCCACCGCGCGCCACACGCACGUCACGCUCGUCAUGCAUCCCAGAAAGGAACGGGAAUCGGAAGAUCUUUCCACCAGUUCAAUAUUUGGUAGCGCCAAGGCGUCUCAAGAGGCCGACAAUGUUCUGAUUAUUCAGGACAAACGUUUAACAGCAGUGCGCGGCAAGAAAUAUCUGCAAGUUGCAAAAAAUCGAUACAGUGGCGACCUAGGCGUCGUACCGCUGGAGUUUGACAAGGACGCGCUCAGCUACCAGGCCAAGAAGAAGAGCAAGGGCAAGGCGGACGAGCCCGACGCUCUGCUGCAGCAGUGCUUCGACGAGUUCGCCGUGGAGCCCCGCGCCGGCGCCGCCGCCGCCCGCCCCGCGCGCGCCAAACACCCGCAGCCCGCAGACUCCUACUUAAGCGACAUUCUUAACCUCAAUAGGACGCGAUAGCGCGUCGAUAGGCUUCGGGUCUACUAGAGGCAAUCUGUGUGUCGAGGCACUGAUAAACACACGUUCGUUGUAUGUUUCCGUGUAUUAUCAAUUUAUCAUUCUUAUGUAGGCAAGGCACACUUCAUUUUUGUAAAUUAGAAAUGUAAGUUUAUUUAUAAUUACCAUAAUAAACAAUCGACGAACGAUGUGUGCAUUUCAUUAUCGUACUUAUCGUACUAGCCAUUUACUACGCAGCAAGUAUUACGUUACAUAUUAGUCAUGUAAAUAUUGUAUAUCUUGUAAUAAUGAUGUAUAUAUUUGGUAAGAAUAACAUAUUAUAUGAUGUUUAAAACUAAUUGUUUUA